Molecule: messenger RNA, 1146 nt
Organism: Chaetomium globosum CBS 148.51
Lineage: Eukaryota; Fungi; Ascomycota; Sordariomycetes; Sordariales; Chaetomiaceae
Exons: 3
Coding region: 1-1146 (381 amino acids)
Biological process (GO): pyrimidine nucleotide import into mitochondrion
Cellular component (GO): mitochondrion
Molecular function (GO): pyrimidine nucleotide transmembrane transporter activity
Source: RefSeq, a predicted model, not a curated record
AUGGCUUCAGCCUCUGUCGCCAGGUCGGCGAUGCCUGGUGGCCCUGGAAAAAGCAUAUCGCACACCGAUGCACCCCUGACUCAAUCAAGAGAGACUGGGGACGUAAAUCCUGAGUCGCGGCAAGGGACUCCCAUAGUCAACCGAGACAAGUCGACGAAGGCUCAAAACCCGUGGGCGCACCUGGUGGCAGGAGGAAUUGGCGGCAUGACGGCUGCAGCCCUGACUGCGCCGCUCGAUGUCCUCAAGACCAGGUUGCAGUCCGAUUUCUACCAAGCCCAGAUUCGUGCUUCACGGGCUUCGAUAGCCGCUCCGAUGAACCCGUUUCGAACCGCUGCGUUCCACUUCAACGAGACCAUGUCCAUCCUAGGCAGCGUAUAUCGCCAGGAGGGGCCUCGCGCGCUUUUCAAGGGCCUCGGCCCCAAUCUCGUCGGUGUGAUCCCCGCCCGCUCAAUCAACUUCUUCACCUACGGCAACGGUAAGCGCAUCAUCGGUGAGUACUUUGGUAACAAGGACUCGCCUUGGGUGCACCUCACUGCGGGCAGUAUCUCCGGUGUCGUCACCAGUACCGUGACGAACCCGAUCUGGAUGGUCAAGACCCGCCUGCAGCUCGAUAAGAACAUGGCGAUAGAGAGUGGCGGCAUUGCCAAGCGCCGCUACAAGAACAGCUUGGACUGCAUCCGCCAAGUGUUACGCGAUGAAGGGAUUCGGGGCCUCUACAAGGGCAUGAGUGCGAGCUACCUGGGUGUGGCCGAGUCGACCAUGCACUGGAUGCUCUACGAGCAGAUUAAGCGCUCGCUUGUGAGGAGAGAGGAGCGCAUCGCCCUCAGCGGCAGGUCGAAAGGCUGGUGGGAUCAUACCGUCGACUGGACGGGCAAGUUUGGCGCCGCGGGCUUUUCGAAGUUCAUCGCGGCCGUAAUCACCUACCCUCAUGAGGUCGCCCGCACUCGCCUGCGCCAAGCACCCAUGGCCGACGGCCGACCCAAAUACACGGGCCUCAUUCAGUGCUUCAAGCUGGUGUUCAAAGAGGAGGGCAUGCUCGGCCUUUACGGCGGCAUGACACCUCAUCUGCUCCGGACAGUCCCUAGCGCGGCCAUCAUGUUUGGCAUGUACGAGGGCAUCCUCCGACUCCUCCGCACUUCGGCCUAA